Molecule: messenger RNA, 2975 nt
Organism: Chenopodium quinoa (quinoa)
Lineage: Eukaryota; Viridiplantae; Streptophyta; Magnoliopsida; Caryophyllales; Amaranthaceae
Product: mediator of RNA polymerase II transcription subunit 34
Exons: 20
Coding region: 694-2814 (706 amino acids)
Biological process (GO): double-strand break repair via homologous recombination
Cellular component (GO): chromosome; cytoplasm; mediator complex
Molecular function (GO): 3'-5' DNA helicase activity; ATP binding; four-way junction helicase activity
Source: RefSeq, a predicted model, not a curated record
AUUCUUCUCUUAAUUAAAAAAAAAGUAAAUUAAAAAAAAAACAAAAAACCAAUUAGGAUGUGCCACGUAACACUUGUAACCGGUUGUACUGGUAGUCAACCUCCAAGAGUUGCUGUGAGAAAAAGGGGGGCAAAGGUUGGAUUAAUGAGGAAUAAUAAAAAGGUGGGAUUAAUCUGGGAGAACGGACAAAAGGUGGGAUUAUUCCUGUUAAAUUUUCCUAACUAUAAUUCAAAGUUAACGUUUAUUUUAAUGUUUUUUACUACAUCAGGUUACAAAAGUAACACUUUCAAAGUUGAAGGUUACCAAAUAUAAUUCAAAUAUAAAGUGGCUACUAAUGCAAAUAAACAAAAGUUGAUGACUACCACUGAAAAUUUUCACUUUUUUUUUACUAAAAUUUAUGAUCCAACUAACCCGAAAAAAAAAACAGAAAAACCCGGAUAAGAAUGGGCUAAUGGUUGUGGCCUUUUUAAUUGAUUCGGGCAGCCGAAAGGCCUAAAGUAUUGAUACCGAUAAAUUACAAGGGCAUAAAGCAUAAAUAACAUAACGUUUUCUCCAGUUUACAAUUAAUUCGCAAAUCUAAUUGGGCAGUAAUCUCUUGAUCUUCGAUUUUUAGGGGUUAAUUAUAUUGAUUGAAGAAUACCAAUUUUGUUGCAAUACAAAUUUUACAUACACGAAUAGUGAGAAAUUUGGGAAAUGGACUGCACCAAUGAAGUUCUGGAAGAGCUGCUGAAUGUGGAAGCCGAGCUUCAAGAUGUUCAAGAUCAAAUAAAGCUACUGCUAGAUCAGCAAGAAAAUUUGUAUGCCAGACAAUCUGAACUAAAGGCACUCCUUGAAAAUUGUGAGGCAUCAGGUAGCCACCGUAACGAUGGUGCCUCAACCGCUCCAGAGGAUUGGUCGGGGUCUUUUGGUUGGGAUUCUGAGGCUGAGGAUCUCCGACUAAACAUUUUUGGCAUUUCUUCAUAUCGUGCAAAUCAACGGGAGAUAAUAAAUGCAGUCAUGAGUGGUAGAGAUGUAUUGGUGAUUAUGGCUGCAGGUGGUGGCAAAAGUCUCUGUUACCAGCUUCCAGCUGUACUUCGUGAUGGGGUUUGCCUUGUAGUCAGUCCUCUGCUUUCUUUGAUCCAAGAUCAGGUGAUGGGCCUGACUGCUUUAGGUGUUCCAGCAUACAUGUUGACUUCGACUACUAGCAAGGAAGAUGAGAAGUUCAUAUACAAGGCUCUUGAAAAGAAUGAAGGAGACCUCAAGAUAUUGUACGUCACACCAGAGAAGAUAUCUAAGAGUAAAAGAUUUAUGUCAAAGCUUGAAAAGUGCCACCAUGCUGGCCGUCUUUCGCUCAUAGCAAUAGAUGAGGCACAUUGCUGCAGUCAGUGGGGUCAUGAUUUCCGUCCUGACUACAAGAACCUUGGUAUUUUGAAGACUCAAUUUCCAACAGUUCCUGUUAUUGCUUUAACGGCAACUGCUACAAAGAAAGUCCAACUUGAUCUGAUUGAGAUGUUGCAUAUACAAAAAUGUGUAAAAUUUGUUAGCAGUGUGAACAGGCCAAAUUUGUUUUAUAUGGUGAGGGAGAAGUCAUCAGUUGGAAAGGUAGUGGUUGAUGAAAUUGCUGAUUUUAUUAGUGGAUCAUAUCCAAAUAAUGAAUCAGGAAUAGUUUACUGCUUCUCUAGGAAAGAAUGUGAGCAGGUUGCAAAGGAACUACGUGAAAAGAGAAUUAAAGCUGAUUUUUACCAUGCUGAUAUGGAAGUUAGAGACCGUGAAAAUGUUCACAUGCGGUGGAGCAAUGGCAAAUUACAGGUCAUUGUUGGGACAGUGGCAUUUGGCAUGGGAAUUAACAAACCUGAUGUCAGGUUUGUUAUUCAUCACAGUCUGAGCAAAUCUAUGGAGACAUAUUACCAGGAAAGUGGACGUGCUGGACGUGAUGGACUUCCGGCAGAAUGCCUUCUCUACUACAGGCCUGCUGACAUGCCUAGGCAGAGUUCAAUGGUCUUCUAUGAGAACGCCGGUCUGCAGAAUCUCUAUGACAUAGUACGGUAUUGUCAGUCAAGGACUGGGUGCAGGCGAGCUGCAUUUUUCAAACAUUUUGCUGAACCACUGCUAGAUUGCAAUGGGAUGUGUGACAAUUGUGUAUCUUCUAGUGAGAUCAAAGACAUUGAUGUCUCCUGUCAUGCGAAAGCUGUGAUUUCUUUGAUACAAAGUAUACAAGAAAAAGAUCAGAGAGUCACAAUGUUGCAAUUGGUUGACAAGAUGAAAGUAAAACAGAAAGACUUAGAUCCAGACCUGAAAAGAGAUCAUAUGGAGCAACUUGUCAUCCAACUAAUUAUAGAUCGUGUUUUGAAAGAAGAAUUUCAACACACAGCGUACACAACAAAUGCUUACGUGACAUUAGGUCCAUUGGGAAAACAGGUCUUACAAGGAAUGAAAACUGUGAAGCUUCAAAUCUACUGUGGUAAGGAAAUUAAAGCUGGGGUUAUGAAGUCUGCUAAGCGGAAAUCAGCAUCAUCCAAUUUGGAAUACGGGCUGGAUGAGCUGCGUAAGGAACUUGCUUCACUUCAUGGAGGAAUAUUCCCUCAUUCUAUAUUAUCUACUCAGCAGAUCAGCAUGCUAGCUGCUGAGAAACCAGAUUCAAUAGAACAGUUGGAGAAGAUAAUUGGGAAGGUGAAAAGUGGAAAGUAUGGAAGUAGAAUCCUUGAAGAAAUUGCCCAUAGCUCUGCAUUAGAGAAUCCUGAUCCUGAAAUCAAUAAAGAACAAGACAAUAGAGCUUCAAAAAAGGCAAAGACAAAAACUCCUGUUCUUAUAGAAUGCAGCGAAGAUGACGAAUAACAUAUAUAGCUUAGUGAGACGGAUAAUAUAACUAUCAAUCAGUACUAUAUUGAUAUAAUCGCACCAUUUUGACUUUAGGUACUAUUUACUUGUCUUACUUUCACCAUAUUUUUCAACUGAUAUAUUAUAACAAAUAAGAUAGUCUGGUAUUUGCUUUCUUC